AGACAUGUCGUUAAUUACCAAGGAAUGCAUAUAUAAGUGGGCCAACUUCGUCAAGGCAAAUCCUACUAUUCUAAAAGAUACAAUUGCAAUUGGCCCAACUACUCAUUUAGUCAACCUUUUAAACUGUAUUUUGGGCAAGCCCACACCGGCAACACCAGUAUUAGCUCCCUAUAAAUAUUUUAACCAAGGGUUCCACUUCCUUUUCAAUAAUCAAUUGAAUUUAAAACUUGAUUCUGAUGGAUAUGAUACAUAUCAAGCACCAACUAAUGAAAAGGGGGAACAACUUUAUUUACGUCGAUUAUGGGCUCGUGGAGAAAUUCAGUUUCCAAACCAGUAUCCUAAGAUAAACACACCUAUAACAUGUAAGGAAAGUAUCAAGUCAGUAAGGAUUAUUGAAGAAUCAACUUUGGUUACUAUCGUGCGAGAAUUUCAGGAUGGUAACAAAUUAAAUUCAUUAUUGACGGAAAAUCGUACGUUGUCCUAUACUAAUGAGCUAUAUACACCCGGAGAGCCUGUAAAGCUUAUACUGCAAGUUAACGAGACUGAUAAGCACAUUCAAAUUUCGCCAAUUGAUUUACUCAAAUAUAGCAUGUUGACGUAUAAUCUCCAUAAGAUUCACAUAAAUCCAAACUACUGUCGUUCAAUUGAAGAUUUACCAACUACAAUAGUACAUGGGCCUUUCCAAGUGACCUUAUUACUUUACUGGUUUGCUUUGAACCAUCCAGGUAUAACUCCUGUCAAUUUCAAGUAUAGAACAUAUGAGCCUUGUUUUGUAAAUGACGAAAUAUCUUUACAAAUUGUGAAAAAUUCAGAUGAUCAUUUUGUCUUGAGUUUAUAUGAUAAGAAUUCAAGCAAAGUUUAUAUAGACGGAACUCUUCUAACUAAGGUAUAGAUAAUAAUACAUCUAAACUCAUG
This is a messenger RNA of Spathaspora passalidarum NRRL Y-27907, 915 nucleotides long. RefSeq names its product hydroxyacyl-thioester dehydratase. Gene Ontology annotation, cellular component: mitochondrion. Lineage: Eukaryota; Fungi; Ascomycota; Pichiomycetes; Serinales; Debaryomycetaceae. The transcript has a single exon. Bases 5 to 892 code for a protein of 295 amino acids. Gene Ontology annotation, molecular function: (3R)-hydroxyacyl-[acyl-carrier-protein] dehydratase activity. The record is from RefSeq and is a predicted model, not a curated record.